Molecule: messenger RNA, 2121 nt
Organism: Hyaloscypha bicolor E
Lineage: Eukaryota; Fungi; Ascomycota; Leotiomycetes; Helotiales; Hyaloscyphaceae
Product: putative C6 transcription factor
Exons: 4
Coding region: 1-2121 (706 amino acids)
Biological process (GO): regulation of DNA-templated transcription; DNA-templated transcription
Molecular function (GO): DNA binding; DNA-binding transcription factor activity, RNA polymerase II-specific; zinc ion binding
Source: RefSeq, a predicted model, not a curated record
AUGCCUCAAACUCCCACGGUCGAGCAACUUGGAUCGGAUGCUGGCCUAAGACCGCACUCUUGUUUGUCAUGUAGGCAGCGCAAGGUCAAGUGCGACCGACACACUCCUUGCUCCAACUGCGUGAAGGCAGGGAAGCAAUGCAGCUUUAUUCUCCCUGUUCGCGGAAAGCGGAAGAGAACCAAAGUUCCCAAAGAAGGACUUCAUGCCAAAUUGCGACGAUAUGAAGAGCUGUUGAGAUCAUACGGUGUUAACAUUGAACCCGCUGAGAUUGAGGGCGACCACUCGGAUUUGGAGGCAGGAUCACAGGUUGACAUGGAGACGGCUGAGGAUACCGGGUAUGAAAGAAGAGGCGAGAUUGCUUCUAUUGGGCCCGAAGAAAGAUUCUUCAUUGAAGGCGGGUCAUCUAGAUAUUUCGAUAGUGCUCCUUGGUCUAACUUAGGAGACGAGUCUCAUCAUCCAGAAGAAGGCGGCAUUGCUGAGUCCGCAGACGGGUCAAAUUUUUCCGAGUCUGACCUGUUUGUUGGUACCCCUGAGCCAACUGGUCUUGUGCUGAAUGCUCACUCCCAGGUCGAAGAUCUCGCAAGCCUUCAUCCUUCGUUCCAGAUUUUGCCAAAGCUGUGGGAAAUUUAUGUCGAUCGAGCGGAUCCUCUAAUGAAACUCUUACAUCUUCCGACCUUCAGGACCUCGCUAACGAAUGCACUUCAUCAUCCCCAACACAUUUCGAAAAGUCUGCAGGCACUACUUUUUGCUUUCUAUCUUGCUACCAUCAGCUCUUUAGAAGAAGAUGAAUGCCAAAGUCUACUCGGCGGACCGAAAUCGAUCACCGUUACGAGAUAUAAACGUGCAGCCCGCCAGGCUUUGAUAAUUGCGGGAUUCCUGCAAACCUCUAGCCCGAUAACUCUUCGAGCAUAUGCAAUAUUCAUUAUGGCUAUGAGAAGCAGCCACCGAAAUGACACUCUGUUCGUCUUAUCUGGGGUCGCGGUAAGACUUGCGCGCAAAAUGGGUCUUCACCGAGAUGGCGUUUCUCUUGGCCUCUCUCCCUUUGAAACUGAAAUGCGAAGACGACUUUGGUGGCAUAUUGUCCACAUGGACUUCCGUUUAUCCGAUGUCUUGGGCACAAAGCCAUCCUCAGACCUUUUUUCUGGCGAUACCCAGCGGCCCCUGAAUAUCGCUGACGAAGACUUCAGCCCUGAUAUGGUGGAUCCCCCGCCGGAGCGCAACGGGAUCACACCAAUUGUUUUUUGCCUAAUCAGAUGCGACAUCAUAGAGUUCAUACGCAAACUUUCACCGCCAUUCGCGGAUGAUGUUCGUUUGGAAAUAAUCACCAGCUCUGAUAUCACUCUCGCCAAGAAAGACACCAUGAUAAGCCAGCUUGAGGAUCUUUUGGAAAAGAAAUAUCUGCGGUAUUGCGACCCUACAAAUUCGCUUCAUCAGUUCGCAUCAAUCAUAGCUAGGUCAUCUAUAUGCAAGAUGAAGCUAUUUGCUCACAACCCUCGACGAUUCGCCAAGCACGGCAUAAAAGCCCCCCAGAGUGAACGAGACCUUAUCUUUGCAAAUGCAACAAAGUUGUUAGAGUACGUCAAUUUGGUAAGAGGGAAUCCAAUUUUCGACAAAUACAAGUGGCAGAUUGGCACGAGCCACCUCUGGAAUACAAUCCUCUACGUUCUCAUCGAAGCUCGACACCGCAAAUCAGGACCGGAGAUCGACCGAGUGUGGCACCUGAUUGGGGUGGUGCUCUCGAAAUACCCACAAAUGUUUGAAGAGGAAACCGGUGCUGUGUAUACCACACUUGGCAAAUGGACACUGGAAGUUUGGGACGACUAUCUCGCUGCCACGCAGGCCGAGGGCCUUCCGGAACCCCAAACGCCUGAAUAUAUCAACGCGAUCCGUUGGUCCCGGCGACCCUCAGGAGGCCCUUCGUCUGAGUCAAAAGCUCCUGCAGAAUCCGGACACGUUCCAGCGAACUCGACCGGCUAUGGCAGCCUUCAAUCUCCGGGACAGGAUGGAGAUCGUCUUCCUGGGUUCGACCCAAUUGCCUCCUAUGACUUCGCUGAUUUGCUGUCUUUUGAAGUGGACCCGAAUCAAUGGGCGCGAUGGGAUGCAGCCCAGCUGUUGCCUUGA